Carya illinoinensis is the source of this 759-nucleotide messenger RNA. RefSeq lists its product as uncharacterized. The record is from RefSeq and is a predicted model, not a curated record. The transcript has 3 exons. Bases 302 to 592 code for a protein of 96 amino acids. NCBI's taxonomy places the organism in Eukaryota, Viridiplantae, Streptophyta, Magnoliopsida, Fagales, Juglandaceae.
CUGGUUUGUUUCUACUCCAAUUGUAAAUAUGCUAUUGAGUUGGUUUGUUUGUCGAAACUCAUCACUUAAGUAAAGCGGCCAAACUGAGGCCGCCUUCCAAAUGUUUGAGAAAAUGCUGCAUGGAGUAAAACAAUUAUCUUUUUACUCCGGACUGGAAACAGAAUCUUCUUUUCAAUGUUUGGUAUAGUUGAACUACGCUUGUUGGUCAUAGAGUGUUGGCGAGUUUUCUAAUGUAUGCCGUUGUGCGUGUGAAAAUAAAUAUAAGAAUCAAGGAUAUAGAACAUAACGAAGAAAGUGAUAGAUGGCAUUAAGACGAUUUUUUGGGUUUUCCGAUGGCGAGUUGAUGCGGGCGGAUGCAAAACCUUGUUCCAGAUUGAUGAGACAAACAGCUGGGAUUUUUACAGUCGGAGGAGGAUUAGCAUUUUGGAUUCUUUGUAGAUUGCAUUAUGGUCCCAGAAUUACGGUUCCUAGAAGUCUUCGUUGGGCAACUUGUGGAGCAGUAUCGGUCAGCUCAACCUCCGCUUUACUAGUUCGCUUAUUUAGUCCUGAAUGUGAACCCCAGAACAUAGCUGCUUAUGACAAUAACAAGUAGUGCUAGGUUGAAGCUCGUCUUAAUAUGUUUUCUCAGCUUUAUAUGAAGGCCAAGAUGGACAACUAAUAAGAUUAAUGUUCUUGGCAUGCAAUGUUGUUGUUUAAAAGUGCACUGUUUGUCUCACAUUGGCAGGUUUUGAUGACCAGGUUCCUAAAAUGUUCCUCUCA